UAUUUGAUAGGGCUUCUUCCUAUACCUAUGAAUUCCAUUGGACCCAGAAAUGAUACAUUGAAAGAAUCCUUUGGGUGUUCCAAUAUCAAUAGGUUGAUUGUUUCACUCCUGUAUCUUCCAAAAGGAAAAAAGAGCAUACAACUCUCCGUUGUACUGCCCUCUCCAACUGUGCGUGUUCCCCCCUUCUUCCUUACCAUGAGAAUUUUGAAAAAACUUCGAUACGAAGAAAAAAGAAGGCGUUAAGAGACCCUCCUGGCCCUAGUUAAAUUCCGUAGGUGGUGUAGCUACUGAGAUCAAUGCAGUGAAUUAUGUCUCUCCGAGAAGUUGGUUAGCUACCUCUCAUUUUGUUCUCGAGUUCUUCCUAUUCUUGGGUCAUUUAUGGCACACGGGAAGAGCUCGGGCGGCCGCAACAGGAUUUGAAAAAGGAAUUGAUCGUGAUUUUGAACCUGUUCUUUCCAUGACUCCUCUUAAUUGAUGAUAAAAAGCUUAACACCCCUCAUUCUUAUUACUUUUUCAAUAUGACAGAAAUGAAAAGGUCCUCUUAUUUAAAACCCUAAUUAUGAAAUCCCUUCUCUCCCACUUCACACCGCGGAAUGCACCGUUCUUAUAGAGAGAGAGGCGCUUUCGGUUAAAUCUGACAACGGUCCUAUAAUCAUUAAUCACACUACUCCAAAAAAAAUUCGGGUAAAAGCAAAUACUUUUCUUAGUUCUUGGAUGGAUUAUCUAAUUUGAAAGAUAUAACGCUAUUUAGUUCGGACGAGUCUAGUUAAUAGCUCUUGGCAUAGGCCCCCCCGGCGGGGGGCCCGCACGACGGGCUAUUAGCUCAGUGGUAGAGCGCGCCCCUGAUAAUUGCGUCGUUGUGCCUGGGCUGUGAGGGCUCUCAUCCACAGCUUUUGGUCAAACCACAUGCGACCAACAACUUGGAGAGCCACUGAUACAGGGUUACACGAUUAUAACAAUGCUAGGCCGAAACUUCCUGACAUACUCAUUGAAACUUAGGUGGAAGGCGGAGAAGGCCCCCUUCCGGGGGAGGGGGGGGAGGGGUCCGUGCCAUCAGUGAGAUACCACGUGAGAAAGUCGACGGGUCGGAAAUGGCCGGGAUAGCUCAGUUGGUAGAGCAGAGGACUGAAAAUCCUCGUGUCACCAGUUCAAAUCCUAAAAAAAAGCUUUGAAUCCAUCUCUUCAAUUACUUUUGUCUAGUAUCUCAAAACAUACAUUAGCCAAAUGUAAAUUCUAGAGACAAAGUAUGGAAAGGUGUCUAUAACUUCUCUGUCGGGUCAUACCCCCCCACCCAGAGUAGCUAGGGGGGGAAGUAAAAUUAAUCCUUGUUCAUACAUUGGCUUCUCCGGUACGAAAUGAGCCACUUCAAAUAGGUUCAUUGUAGUCACUGAAAUUAAUUUAACCGUUCAAGUUUAGUCACUCCUCCGUUAGUUUCUGUUAAGUUCCGUUAAAUUGAGUCUGUUACUUGCUUAUGUGGCUAACAGAAUCGCCUAAUUAGCCUAAUUUAAUAUGGUAAAAAUUAAACCCGACCCGCCACGUAACCACAACCCAACCCAACCCACCCCGUGACUGGACUUGUGAACCAACCCUCUCUAUCUCUUCUCGUCCCCUAUAUUCUAUACAAUCUCUCUCUAUGUUUCGUCUUCUAUGUCGCCUCCACUCCCCAGCAAACCCGAUGUCGGGUAUUUGUCUGCUCUUGCCUCGAUCUGCUCUCGCCGAUCUCGUUGCAGAAUUUGGACCCAGACUCGCCGAGGCAAUGAAUGAAAUCUUGAACAAAGAUUGGAUAAAUGGAGGAGUGCUUUGAUUCGGAAAGAUCCGGGAGGAGGUCGCAGAUGCCAAAGUUUUCAGAUCGUCCCUUACUAGAGAGUCUCCUUGAUAGUGGGAGUCGAGCAACAACCUCUUCAACGUCGACGGAUAUUGAGGGUCGGAUUCCAAUAGAGAAGGACGACAGUUAUGGACUGACUGGGUGUUUGAUUUUGAGAGUAGAUGAACAGAAAGACAUUCAGCGUCCCAGGGAAACCCAGUCCUUUCGUCGGCCAUGCUAAAUCCCUCAGAAAUCCGGCAGGGUUCUGCGUCUCCGGCAACUACUGCGAGCUAGAUCUAGUGGGUGCGGGAGCAGGAGCUUCUCCGGGGAUAUGUUAGAGAGAAUCUAAACUAGAUUCUGUGAUUCCUAGCAGCAGAGGUUGUCAUAUUCCCCAUCAUCAUCUCGACCAAAGGAAUCUCCGGUAAUGGGGCCAAGGCAACAGAGCUUGGAGCUUGCCUCCACCGCUGGAGAAACAUUGGGGCAAUAAGUCUUCUCUCUUGCAACAAGAUCCAGCAAGAUUGUCACGGCUGGAGACCCGACUGGAUUUUAAGUGAAAAUCACGAGCGAUUUAGGUCCAGGAAAAGGAUGGUGGAGUUGGGGCUUGGGGUAGAAGACAAGUUAGUUUUUUUUUAGUUGGUUGGUUCAAUUGGUGGGUUUGUAUUGGGUUGGAUUAUGGUUUUAAUGACCUGGCGGGUUGUGAUGAUGUGGCGGGUCGGGUUUAGUGUUUUUCGAGUUAAAUCCAGCUGAUUAGGCGAUUCUGUUUGCCAUCUCAGCACUUAACAGACUCCAUUAACGGAAUUGGACGGAGACUAACGAAGAGUGACCAAACGUGACAUGUUUUACUAAAUUUAGUGACUAUUAUUGAUAUUAAAUAUUUUUAGUGACCAAACAUGAACAUUUUUUGCAAUGCCAGUGACCAACUAUGAAAUUUACCCUUUUAUUGCCAAAGCAAUUGUGGGAUUUAAUUCAACGAAUGGAUGCCUUAAUAGCAAAAUUUUUAAAAAGUCAAUUUAUCCUUAAUCUUUGCUUAGGAUAAAGUGUAUUUUUUUAUUUUAUGAGUGUGAAAUUUGAUUAUUUAGAAGACAUGCGUGGUGAGUUACAAAUGGAGCACAAAUACAUAUUUGAGAACGACAUGUUGUUAACUGAAUUCCGACCUCUCUAAUGUAGCCGGAACUUUAUAUACUCCUUUGAAAUACAACCUUAAAAAGCGAGAGCAACAUCUUAAAUGAUUUGGUACAAGGAACUUCCCCCAUAUGUGGCCUCUUCAAAACAGAUUAAACCUCGCGAGAUUGUCUGGCAUGAUUGACUUAGUCUAAAGUGGGAGUUUAUAGUGUGGAUUGCUCAAACUGUGUGGUUGGUUUGAUUGUCAUGAUUAUAUCUUACCUACUGUUGGUUGCUUAUGCUUCCUUAAUGACCAAUUAAGUCAAACUAAUCUUCAUUGACCAAGCCAUUACUAGUUGUUGCUACAUCUGUAUGAUAACUUACUUCGAUCUAUCUUAAAUUAACUGAUACUAAGUCGAUUAAUCAUUGAUUACAUAAUGCUUAGUGCACCCAAGGAAGCCUACUAGAAGGCUUUUUUUUGCCACUAGAUUCCUCUGAAAAAGAGGGAGAACAAUGUUCACAGAUACAGAGAACCUAUAUGCUACGUAACCAAGCAACAAAGUCGAACCUCAGUAAUAACCGAGGCGACAAAACUAGAGCAUGUCUUGCUACCGAAUGAGCUACUAUGUUAUUCAGUCUACCAACAAAGAGAAUUGAGGCGGAAUGAAGAUCGCGAAGCAGCAUAGCAAUCUCUUGAAGAAGAAUCCCUAUUUUGGCGUCACAAGUCUGUCUUGCAUGACAUUUCUCAAUAAGAACUUUAGCAUAGC
Messenger RNA from Linum trigynum, 3672 nucleotides. The record is from the annotation of a GenBank genome assembly. Lineage: Eukaryota; Viridiplantae; Streptophyta; Magnoliopsida; Malpighiales; Linaceae.